This is a messenger RNA of Hyaena hyaena (striped hyena), 2065 nucleotides long. RefSeq names its product cilia and flagella associated protein 99 (gene CFAP99). Bases 125 to 2065 code for a protein of 646 amino acids. The record is from RefSeq and is a predicted model, not a curated record. The transcript is spliced from 16 exons. NCBI's taxonomy places the organism in Eukaryota, Metazoa, Chordata, Mammalia, Carnivora, Hyaenidae.
GAUUCGGGAGCCCCGCCGCACCCGCUGGCCCCGCCAUCUGCUGUGGCGGCGGGUGGAGGUGGGACGGAAGGCUUGGCGGCAGGAGCGCCCACGAAGCCAGCCCGCGGGGUCCUGCCCUGGGAAGAUGGCCUACUACAGAAAAUGCAUUGAAACUGUGAUUGAGCAACUGGACAAAUUUAAGGCUGAGAAGUGCAGCGCCGGGCAGUUCCUGGAGUUGGCAUCCGCCGCCCUGCAGACCCUGAGCCCCCAGAAGCGAGCGUUCAUUCUGGAGGUGCUGUCUGGGUGCCUUGAGUACCGGAGGCUGCUGGCCGUGGUGGUGGACGCCUUCUACGCGCGGGCCGGCUGCCUCUGCCCCCAUGCCGACUACAGCCUCUUUGAGGUGAUCUGCUACCUGGCCACCUUCCAGCUGGAGGAACUGGGCUUUCAGCUCUUCUGUGACAUCGUCAGGUCGCAGCCCGUGGACAAGAUGCGCAAGUUCCUGGGAUUCUUCUUCAACCCCAUAAACCUGUGCUCGUGGAUCAAGGAUGAGUGGAGUCUCAUCUACGAGAUAGCCCAUGUGCGAGAGAACUGGAUCGACCCCCUGAUGAGAUGGCAGCCGGAGGUCCAGGAGCUGAUCGACCAGCUAGAGGAAGUGUUGGCCCAUCAGCCCACUCCUUCCAAGACCAAGGCCAAGGUCACAGAGCCCAAGGAGUUCAAACUGACCGUCCCCAGGCCCCGCGCCAUUCCAGUGCCUGAGCCAAUCCCCAGCGUGGCCAAGUCGAAACCAGUCCCCAGGAGCACCUACCUGCAGCCCAAGGAGCAGCAGCUGCUAGAGGUGACCAAGAGACACAAUCGCUGGAAGGCGGAGGAGCUGCUGCUCAGGGCGAACAUCGAGGAGCUGCGGUGCGCGGUGCCCAGGUCCCGGGGGGAGCCCCUGACGCAGGGCUCCCAGAAGCAGAAGCAGCUCCGGCUCAUGCCCCGAAUCCUUAGGACUCCGAAGCUGACCUUCUACAAGACCAGCAACGUCCCCGUGAAGCUCAACACGGCCGCCAUCCUGCGGGAAGGGUCUUUAUACCAGCGGCAGGUGGAGAAAGAGCUGGAGAGGGUGGAUAAGCUUGUGGAUGGGGCCGGGGACUUCUCCGAGUUCCUCGAGUGGCAGAGGAAGGUGCAGGCGGAGGACCGGGCAGAGCAGCUGGCCGCGGGCGAGUGCCGCCGGCUGCAGGGGAAACUCAGCCACGAGGAGGCCAUCCUGGCCCGGCGGCACCUGGCGCAGGGCAACAAGCAGAAGGCCGACCAGAAGAAGGAGGAGACGGCCGAGCUGAUGCAGCAGUGUGCUGAGAGGCGCCUCCAGGAGGAAAUGUCCCUGAAGGAGCAGGUGCAGCAGGUGGUGGAGGUGCAGAGGAACGUGAAGGCAGCGCAGAUGAAGCUCCUGAGAGGCCGGCAGCAGAUAGUUCAGGAGGUGAUGGAGGAGAGCCGGGAGCUGCUGCAGCGCAGCGCAGAGGCGGCCAAGGAGGAGCAGAGGCGGCGCUGCGAGCUCAUCGCUCAGCUGCGCGCCCUGGAGACGCAGCCCGUGCGCAAGGGCAAGCUUGUGGACCUGACCCAGACCCCUGGGUAUGGCCUGGAAGGGGAGAUGUCCGUGGUGGAGCUUCGUGAGCGGCUGGCCCUGCGCAAGGAGAGCCAGAGGCGCGAGGAGGAAGAGAAGCGAGACCAGAUCAUCCAGGGCAAGCGCGCCCGAAGCCAGGGACUGCAGAACGUGGUGGAGCGGAUCUCGCUGUGCCGCGCGGCCAUGGGCAGAUCCGCCGCCCUGAGGUGGGAGGAGAAGAAGGCCGGGUGCGCGCCGCCGGCGCCCCCCCAGGACGAGCGCGUGCUCGAGCUGCGGCGCCAGGUGGAGGAGAAGGCGGCCGAGCGCCGCGGGCAGGCGGCCCUGCUGCCCGCACCGGCCCCGCGCGCCGCGCGCCCCCGGCCGCGGGCGCAGCUGGAGGCGCAGCACUGGCUGGAGCUGGAGCGGAGCCGGGAGCGCCGGCUGCGGACGCUGCAGCGGAGGGGCUCGGCCGGCGGGCACGCGCGCCGCCUGGAGGCCGCCUGA